UCUAAAACAGCCGACAUCUAAAGCUUGACCUGAUUUUGGUCUAUUUCAGAGGAAACACCUUUUCUCUCACCUGCUGAGAAACUUUUCAGAUUGUAUGACGGCGUAGAGACAUUUGUGAUGUUUAUCGGAUACCAGCGCAGCUGUCACAGCCUAGUGGCGGCCAUGUUGGAUGCCCACCCAGAAAUUGUUAUCUCACCUGGGUACCAGCUGAUAGAGAAAUGGGAACAGUACCAGUCACCAGAACUUAAGGAGAAACGCAUGCAAAAAUAUCGUUUAUUUUACGAUCUUCACCAGCAUUCCUUGGAGCAUGCUAUGUUCAUUACACGUGCUAGCAGCGAAAGUUGCCUGAGGCAAGAGUCAAAGUACAACUACCAUAUUCCGGGUCUAUGGCAAGGAGGAUUUCAGCACAGAAUUAAGGUUAUCGGUGACAGGAAAGGGAAGGAUACUGCACUGGCAUUGACCGACAAGAUGAGUAUUCUAGACGAAAUCCGUGAAGUCAUCCAAGUACCAAUCAAAUUAAUACACGUCAUCAGGAAUCCCUUUGAUAACAUAGCAACCAUGAUGCUUCAUGCUGUAGAGUCAAGUGACGCUGUAAGAGGGGGUGGAUUAAAAGUGAGGGCCAGAUAAUUAAACUUUAAUACAACAAAACCCGGAGGAGGAGAUUCCUAUAUAAAAAGGUCGGGGAUGCUCCUCGGAAGUUCUGAAUUAAAGUCCUAACGGAGACCAAUCUGCGCGUGUCUCGAGCUUUAUUUGACCUUUAAAAGAUAGUUUCGAUUUCCAGCCGCUGUUCAGGAGAGGAGCCCGCGCUGGUACACCGGACUAGCGAGACCGGCGGAAAUCGAGCCUAAAAACGGAAAUA
Molecule: messenger RNA, 859 nt
Organism: Orbicella faveolata
Lineage: Eukaryota; Metazoa; Cnidaria; Anthozoa; Scleractinia; Merulinidae
Biological process (GO): peptidyl-tyrosine sulfation
Cellular component (GO): Golgi apparatus
Molecular function (GO): protein-tyrosine sulfotransferase activity
Source: RefSeq, a predicted model, not a curated record